AGUGCCUCCGCCACCAGCCGCCGGCUCCGGGAACUGCUGAGCCAGCGUGGGCCGGGCGAGGCGCCCAGCCAGGUCCAAAGCAGCCCGGAUGGGCAGCACCUGCUGCUGCUCCUGCAGGGUCGGACCUGGAGAGGACUGCAGCAGACCCUGGAGCUGUGCCACGGAGCCCGUGCUCGGAUUGUUUCCAUCUGCAGCCAGGGGGACAGCCUGGUCUGGUGCGAGGAGAGACCCCCCUCGAGUGCUCAUCUGGACCCCGGCAGGGGGGCCUUCAGGUUCUGCAUUUGCACCAGGGCUCUGGAGGUGGGGGAGCAAGAGGCCCGCCUGGGCGCCCUGAGCAUCUUGGUGCACAACAGCCCCCAGUACCACGUCCUGGCCUCACCCCAGCAUGUUUUCCUGGUGCCCACCGGUGCCGCCUGUGCCAGCAUCUCCACGUUCCUGCUCAUCUGGUGCCCACGGGCCCGAGCGUUCGUCCACAGCGAAGCCCUGCGCUCCGGCGACUUCAAGAAGCUCGUGCUUGGGUCUGUGGGUCUCCUGUUGUCCGCGGUGCCCCUGGACGUUCAUGCGUGCGCCCUGUCCAGCUGCGGGGGGCUCCUGCUUCUCGGCUCGCACGGUGCCGUGCAUCUGGUGCAGCCUGACGGGGCCUGGAGGCACGUCUGGGAUGUGGAGGGCAGCCGCCUGGCCCGGGGAGAGCCCGUGCAGCUGACGGCCUUUGGCGGCACCCUGGCCUGCGUGCGGGCCGGGGGCCU
Messenger RNA from Pelodiscus sinensis (Chinese soft-shelled turtle), 746 nucleotides. The record is from RefSeq and is a predicted model, not a curated record. Lineage: Eukaryota; Metazoa; Chordata; Testudines; Trionychidae.